AUGUGCGGAAAUCUGCGAAGUUUGGGACGCAUAAACUCAUUGGUACGACUGAAAUGGCCGUGCAAAUAUGAUCGCAUCAAUACCCGAAAUUUACGAUCCUUCCACGGCCUUCGGGGCUUCAACGGCCGCAGAGGGGGACUACCGCCGGUCAAAAUAGGCUCUACACUUUGGCGGUAUUUUAAUGCGCCCGGAAACGUCAUGUUUGUAACUACAAAUGUGGUUACUUUGGUGGGAAUUGUGUCUUACUCGACAUUGCAAACCAUGGCGCGCGAAAGAGCUCUCCAAGAUUAUGUGGAACAAAGCGGGCUAUCAGGUGAACCGGUGGUUGAAGAGGCACGCUCGAGUCACCAACAAGAAAGCCCGAUGGCAUCUUAUAAAGCAGGUAAAAUUAUGCUGCCAAAAAGUAGCCCACCACAAACAUGCCACAUGCAACACCUUAAGAUGUCUCUAUUUCAUUUGCUAUACAGCUAUCACAUCUAUUGUGACGUUGUCGCUCUAGAAGCACCCAGCGGGUCGAUUGAAUACAAUAAGGAGGUGGAGGAGCUGCGACGAGGGCAGAUGAUGGAAAAACACAAGGCGAGCAAAACGUCGCCGCAAGCAUUUUACAACGCUUGGAGCGACGAAUUUGAGCAUGAACUGAGAAAUCUAAACCGCUCGCAGCAGUUCCACAUGCCCAACUGGACUGCUUAUCCCAAGAGUCUCCAAAUCCUAUGCCGAACGCUAUAUGAGAAAGACAUGAAAACGAUGGCUGAUUUUAAGAAGUUUUACCGGAGCAUUGGCUCGGGGAAUCUACGUGCCAUAUUGCGCUCCUGGCUUUAUGAUAACUCGCGAUUUUUGCAAAUUGAAACAGAUUUCGACUCCGAAGCAUUCUACCGAGAUCUUAUCAGGUCUUGUCGCAGCGACAACUCGCUUUUCAAACUGUAUUCGUCCAUUCUGCUCAACUCCAGCAACCCAAGGCGUUAUGCAUUUUUCCAGAGUCAGGGCCAACGUCCUUUGACUGUUUCGCUCGAGACUAUUCUCGAGGUAAUGAAGGGCAAUCUGCUUGCAAGCACUGAUACGGAAUGCUACAACUCCAGUUUGCAGCUUAUCUCUAUGAUUCGAACUAAUUGCAUAGCUACACAGGGUGCCGGAGGCAAGAAAGAAGUACGCAUCAUUUUAUCGGACGAUGACUCGUCCAGUGACAUACCCGGAAAAAUGUCGAGCCAGGAAAAACAUGAGUGUUUGGAACUGGUUAGUCAAAACUCGGAAAUAAUCGCCAUUCUCGGUGCUCUCUCCAAGCUCCCGGGAUGA
Molecule: messenger RNA, 1290 nt
Organism: Lachancea sp. 'fantastica'
Lineage: Eukaryota; Fungi; Ascomycota; Saccharomycetes; Saccharomycetales; Saccharomycetaceae
Source: the annotation of a GenBank genome assembly